This is a messenger RNA of Megalops cyprinoides (Indo-Pacific tarpon), 567 nucleotides long. RefSeq names its product phosphoinositide-interacting protein-like. Gene Ontology annotation, biological process: phosphatidylinositol-mediated signaling; positive regulation of cation channel activity. The record is from RefSeq and is a predicted model, not a curated record. The transcript has 3 exons. Gene Ontology annotation, molecular function: transmembrane transporter binding; phosphatidylinositol bisphosphate binding. NCBI's taxonomy places the organism in Eukaryota, Metazoa, Chordata, Actinopteri, Elopiformes, Megalopidae. The coding region runs from base 1 to 567 and encodes 188 amino acids.
AUGGAGAGUGGGACAGACAAAGGCUCUCCAUCCACAUACCAGUCAGCAGCUCCUCGCGUGGGACGGGAGAGUUUGUACGCCACACUCAGGAAAAUCCACCAAGGUUUGGAGACACCACCACAGCCCCAGCUCACCACCAACACAUGCUAUAGGCUUAAAGGUCUGGGGAUGGAGGCAAAUGGAAACAAUAUCCCGUUGGCGGACCGGGCACGGUCGCAGUCCAAUGACUGCCUGACUGAGAGCACGGUAUUCAGCCUUUCUCAGAGCGAGUCACUCUGGACCAACGAGUCAACCCGCAGUGCCUGGGAGAUUUACCAGUACCCUAUUCUCCUCCUGGCCACCGGGGGGGCUGUCUUCAUCUGUGGAUUUGUUCUGAGUGGCCUUUACUUCACGGGAAUAAAGGAGAUCCACAGACAGGCUGCCAACCUCCUGGGCCCGGCGCUCCUGUCCAUUGGGCUAAUGGUGCUGGUGGUGGGGCUGGUGCUGGUCCCCAUCACCAAGGAGAACAUGAGACCACCAAUGAAGAGGCCCUUCAGCUACUCCAGGCCUCCACUCUUCAACCUGUGA